Mugil cephalus (flathead mullet) is the source of this 6940-nucleotide messenger RNA. RefSeq lists its product as uncharacterized. The record is from RefSeq and is a predicted model, not a curated record. The transcript is spliced from 44 exons. Lineage: Eukaryota; Metazoa; Chordata; Actinopteri; Mugiliformes; Mugilidae. Bases 197 to 6505 code for a protein of 2102 amino acids.
CAGCAGCACGUUGAAUUCACCAAAACAGGACACGACGAAGGGGGAGAGUAACACACACUUCUCUUCCGACUGUCGUUUGGACUCGCACUCGAUGAAGUGUCCGCGGCGCAGACUUUUUACUCUCCAGCUACGUUGGAUAAACUGAUGACAACUUUCUAUCCUUUUCCGUUCGUUUACUCGCAUCGACAGUAGUUUUAUGACCAUGACGGGCUUGGCAUGUGAGGUCUGCCUCACCAAACAUAAAGUGGUCUUCAGUUACAGGCAACACAUACAAUCAUCUGAACAUCGCCAGAAAAUGCAAGAUGUUUUCCCAGGCGAUAUUUCCAAAAAAUCUGGCCGUUUACCCUACAUUCCUUUAAUGUGUCCGCGAAAGAAUCAUGAAAUCGAACAGUACAACAUAGACUUGUCCCGGCUGACUCUGUGUUUCACUCCGGGGCCACAGGCUGAUUUUUAUCUGUGCCAUAUCUGUGAGGGUAAAUGUUCUCAAAACGCUAUCGUACCACACCUCUUCUCUGGAGACCAUUACUCCAACAGCAUUAGCUACACAGAUCCCAACAAGCUGAGGUUCUCCUGGAUCCCUUGCAAGAACGACGAACCGUAUCCCUUGCAUGAGGACGUGGAUAAAAGAGUGCCCCGACAUCUGCAGAUGCUGCAUUUGCCCCCGAAACUGAUGAAAAAGCUUGAAUCAAGCACCUACUCGGAAGUGAUGCAAGUCCUGAGUGAGAACGACAAGCUUCUCAAGCUGAUGGAAGCCGUCCUGCCCAAAAGAAUAAUGAUUGAAACAUACCAAAAAGACAGCAAGAGGAAACACGCACUACUUGGUAUGCAGCACAUUGUCGAAUGCAUUUGCGGCGAGAGGCGACACUACCUGUGCACGCUCUGCAGACUAACAAUACCCACGCACAUGAUCAUCAAACACGUCCUGAGCUUUGACCACCUCUUCUGCUAUUUUAAAGCGUGGCAUCCUAAUACGUUGCUGUCAAAGGAAUGCUACACGAACUACACCACGGCCUUUUCCUCCUUGAUGCUUAGUCUCACUGAGCAGACGCAGAAAAUCCACGGAACUGACAACGCUGCUAUGAAGCAAGUGAUCCUGGAGCCUGCUGAAUUCAAUUCAAUAAAUUUCACGUGCUAUAAAGAAGCCUUGGAGAAACUGGAAUCCUUCAAGAAGAGCAGCUUGACAACGACCGUAACACCAGGGAGCAAACUGAGUACAUGUGCUGCGUGGUCUUCAAAUCGCGUGGCAAUUUGCAAACUCCGCUGUCAAGGCUGCAAUAUGGUCUUUGACAGGAUAAUGCAGUUUACAAAACACUUCACAAAACAUUCACACCAGCAGAAAAUGAGGAAAUACUUCAGCGAUGCAGAUUGUGGUGGUUACAACCAACCAGUGAGAAUUUAUCUGAACAUAUAUUCGUACAUCGAGUCCAAGAAGGAAACUCAGCCAGUUGUUGGGGUUCCCCUGGUUGUGACGAUCAUCACCACAGAUGCCGAGGUUGAGUCGGCCCAUGUGUGUUUCGCCUGUCGUGAGUGUUUCUAUGACUCCGGUCUGACGCAACACUUUGAGUCUCGGAAACAUCUCAUAAACACACUGCUGUACCAGAAUCCGUGGCGGCUGCCGUUCGCCUGGGAGAACAAUCUGGAUGAAGCAAAGCUGAGGUCACUGGCAUGGAAGGAGCAGGAGGAAAGGGGAGAAGAUCACAUAAUGCUCAAGGUUCUUGAUCUUCCAUACUCGGUGUUUGCGAGCCUUGAUCCUCUUCAUUACCCAACAGUGAUGAAGCAACUUGCGCUGCACCUCACUCUCUUAAAGCGAGACGUUCCAUAUUGUGAAACUUACAGCAAGCUCCAAGAAAAUUACAAAUUUCCUCAGCUAGGAAAACAGUUUAUGGUCAUGUACACUGAGCCAGAACAUGGGAUCGUGAGAGAGAAAUUUCUGUGUUUACUUUGUGAGCGGAGACUGUUAGCGGAUGAAUUUUAUGGACACGAAUUCAGUCGCAAACAUGUUGAAAAUUUUCUGAACCGUUUACACCCGGGCUCGCUGAAUUCCACUACUAAUAACGCAGACAUCUUACUGGACUUGGCAAAACAGGCAGGACUGUUCCAUCGCACCUUGCACAUACAGGAGAUACAUUUGGACACUCCCAUUUGGGAGCCAUGCACGUAUAACAAAACAAAAUCAAUCCUGGCAUCUGUUAAGAAGAGAAAAUCCAAAGAAAAGCUUGAUCCUCCAAUAAAACCGCAAAUGAAGUUGGUUCCCAGAGAAAGUCUAAAAGAGGUGGACCACAAACCCGUGGAAGGCAGUGAUCAGCAAAAUGACACCAACAAGCUCUGUGUUGAAAAUGAACAACAUGAAGAAAAGGAGGAUGAGAUGCCCACAAUAAAGGAAAAAGAACCCCAGGCGGCACCAGAAGAGCUUGGGACUUGUUCAGAAGAGAUGAAAGAUGCUGAUGAGACGUGCUCGGUGGAAAAGGAGAAGACGGAAGAUACUUCAUUGACUAAACCAAGUGGGGAAAUGCCAGAAAGCUGCCAGAACACAGACAAAGAGGAAGAAGCAGAUGCUGAAAUAGAAAGAGGAAACAGUAAUGAAAAUGCCUCCACAGAUGUGAAGAAUCACUCUUCCAAAGUGAAUAAAAGAAAACGGCCAAACAGUGAAUCUGAAGCUUCACAUGAGAACACAAGUUGUAAUAAAGAUGUCGAGGCAGAAAUUGAUCAUAAAAGGAUGCGUGUCUCCUCCAGUGAAGACGCAUGUUCUGAAGAACCCUCAACAAUGCCAAAUUGUGAACAAAAGGAUGAAAACACAGCAGAUGUGAAAGAGACCUGCAAGGCAGAAACUGAUACAGGUUUAAGUAAGCUUCUAAAAUGCCAGUGUGAUAACCACGACCCAAUCUACCUCUGUGAAUCCUGCACUCUGAGGUUCUCAGAGAAGGACGUCAUCAGCCACAUUACUAGCCUUGACCACCCGAAGAUGUGUCUGAUGGUUGUUGAAUUGGAUGAAGAGGAUUAUAGAGAGAUCUCAAAACAAAGUCAUGCAUCGGCCAUACAGAGAGUGAAGGCGAUUCAGGCCCAGCAGGACGGCAGAUGUGAGCUCCCUUCAACCUCAGCCUCAUGCCGUGUUGAAUCUACGGACAUUUCAGACGACCACACUGAGGAGAUGAAGAUCGAUGAAGAUCCUGACUCGGAAGCAGCUGUGGACAUGUCCGUGAUUCCUGAGACCACCUCCAAAACUGCUCAAGUCCUCUCUGAAUUAAAGGAAGAGGACACAGUGACCGACAUCCAAGUGCCUGUGUCAGAAGACAACUCUCCCACCUCUCCGGCUGUUCCCAGCAGUAGAAAAGAAAAACCAAGUGCAUGUGCGACCACACGUGGGGUGGAUGAAACCUGUUUACCUCCUGAAAACACGAAAAAUGACUCCAAGGCGUGUAUUACUCCAACUGUGGAAUCAUUAAAAAUGGCAACCACUUGCACCGUUGAAGAGCCUUCAGCAGCUGGAGCCUCCAUCUCCACUGCAACUACCUCUACAUGUGUUUCAACCUCUUCCAAAAUGACAGCAACCACUUCUGCCUCAAGUGAGACCGUACUGAGUGCUUCCAAAGUAAAAGCCACGCUAUGUAAGGCAACACCCACCUCUCAAACCGGACCCUCGGUGGUACAUGAUGUGCCUUCCUGCACAAUGGAAAAUCAUCCUAAAUAUUUUCAAUCUGCAUCAAAAGCUACCGUUCAGUCUCAGACUGUGGCAACAUCUGUCGAAGUGAAGCAUCUUCCUGAAACAUCCGUUAAAAGUGUAAAUACCGAGGCUUCUGCCAAGACUGCACAUGCGAGCAAUUCAGUUUGCGCAACGCCCAGUGUUGGACCUCAUGUUCAUAAGAGUAUCCCACCCAGGGCCCCCCCUCUGACCACGGACAUGCCUGCCCAAUCUGAACACAAGAAGUUAUCUCAUUCGUCCACAACCGACACAAAGCCGAGUACAAUCUCUCCGAAUGUUGGCGCCAGUCAGCUCAUUAUAGUGACGUGCAACGGAAAGCAGCAAGUCUACUGUCGGCUGUGUUCGCUCAGGAUGAAAACUUCCGGACACCUGAGGGACAUUAGACACCAGCAGAAAUAUGUGUUACACAGGUACCCUGGAUGGACCGCAGAACCAUCAGAAUGGGAGAGCAAAUUGAACAGCACUGUGGCCCACUUGGCUAAGGUUGAAAAAAGAUCUACAAGCAGUCAGAUGAUAGAAGUGAAGAGUGACUUGUACAAAGCGUUAUCUGAGCUCCCAGAGGACAAAGCUGUGGAAAAACUGAAAACAAUGGUGAGACCAAACUCCACAAACAGUACUGCGUGUCAAGGCUUUGGCAUGAGCAGUCCAUGUGAAGUUUCAAGCUCAGAUGACGGAAUCACCGUGGGGAAUCCUUCAGCAGAUCCUCAGGACACUGACUCGACCUACGAACUGAUCGACCUGUUUGCCCAAAUCCCCGAUAGAUUCUUUCGAGAUACAGAACAACAGAACCAGUUAAGCCACAGCGAAGACCGUGGUCCAGAACCAGGAAAUCACAAUGCAUUACAGGCACCCCCAAGAAUUUUAAAAGGGGAACCGACUUCCGUCUCCAAUCGUUUGUCGUCGUUCCUGAGCGUAAAUAAAAUGGACUCUUUGCCCAUCAUUGGUUUGAACUCUAUGUGGGAGUGCAGAGGAAUAUCUCUGAAUCCAUUCUACUUAUGUGAGAGCUGCAGGACGACGCUCUCACUGAGUGAAAUCUGCGAUCACCUGGUCAGCGCUUAUCACCACCUCCAUUACAUGCUGCAGCAUUACCCUCAGUUCAUGGAGUGGAUUAAGGACAAGGAUCUACUCCUGGAGAUGAAAUAUGAAAUUCUGUAUGACGUCGCCCGGAAGGUUUCACUGCGAGAACGUUCCUACAAGUAUGAUGUUCAGGGUAUAAUGCUGGAACCAGUGUUGUAUGAAAGAGUCCGGACAGCUCCAUUCAUUGAAGCUUUAAAAACGGUGCGUAGGAUCAAGAACCAAGAGAAACUCACCGCCCACUAUCUACCCAUCAGUAACCCACAACAAAAGAACUCUCAGCCUAAGAAGAACCGAGACAAAUCACUGUCCACAGAAACACAGUCAGUGCAAGCACCAAAAACAAACCAGAGACAUGGCAAAGAAGUUGAACAAAAAUCUAAUUUAGAAGAGACUGCAAUGGUUGGAGGAAGAAGAGCCGUGAGUCCUCUGGAUGUGAACGUUUCCUCAUCCAUGGCUGCGUCUGAUCUCUCUCAGUUUCCUAGAGCCGGCACAAGUCUUCUUUCUGCACAGGCAGAAUUCACACCCAUACAGACACAAUCUCAGUUUUCUACCGUAAAUACUCCAGUCGGUCCCGGAGACGAAAGCCUCUCAGCCAGAAAGCGUCCAGCUGAUAAAUCUGUUGAAACACGGGUCAGACCUUGCGUCACCAACCCGCUUGAAGACAGUUUGCCAGCCAAACGGAGUGACUACAUGCUGCAGCCCGUUAAUGAGCACAGCUCUGGAUCAGCCGCAUCAGAGUUCACUGUUGUUCCCCCUGCUGUGACCCCCACCCCGCUGUCUCUUCAGGUCAAAGACGCAGAAACUGAAUGUGAAGAGCACAACGCACACGCUGUGGACUUGUUAUUGCGUCUAAUAUCUGUGGUCAGAAAGGAAAGAGCCAGCUCCUGUGCUAACACUUCAUCUCAUGGUGUGGAAGGAAACUUGGAUUCAGAAUCUAAAACUCAAAUCAAUAACACAAGAUGGGAGUCUCAGGUUUUUCCGACCACUACAAAAGAAGAUAUAAGCCUCUGUAACUCUUCUGAAGGCAUGUUUUUGACAGAAUCCUCUGUUCACCAACACAUCGCGCCCAGCGCCAGGACUGCUUCCUCGGCCAUCAGUUCAUCUUUUGAGGACGGCUUGAUCGGUGGCAACUCUUUGUGCACAACGACAGCAGGUGAGUCUGUUGUUGCCACAGUACCCGUCACCACCACCGCUGCCGAGCCCAGUGUUGCUCUUCAAAACGUCCCAGGAAAUGUGAGCCCAUCUGGGUCUGUUUGUGCUGCCACGACCUUUCACCCAGAGCAGAUGCAAAGGUCACAAGCUGACACAGUGAUUUACGGGACACCUAUUAACACCAUAACAAGAGCCAGGACACACGCUGUACAACGGGUCCACACUGAGGUGAACACACUUAAAACGGGAAGCUCCAGUGACGCCUCGUUUGAAGGGUGUAGUCAAUACAACCAAAUGUCUCAUGCUCCAAGUCAACACACAGGUUGUUUUCCUCCUUAUGUUGCACCCAACAUCACACCUGUCUACACUUGGGAUUUAAAUCCGCAUGUGGUGUCUCCUUCAGCCGGGCUCUAUUCUGGCCAGAUUUACCCACAGCAGGGAGUCAAUUACUACGGACUCCAAACAUUUUGCCACAGUUUAGCAGCUCCCCGGCCCCCACAAUGUGAGAGUCUGGAAAUGCAGCAGCAGCAUCAGCAGCAACAACAUCAGCCGUUCUUAUGGAGAGGUGAUGUGUGACCAGUGAUGUAAGAGGAGAUAUUCAGUUCUACCACAAAGAUCUGUUUAAAUGUCCAGUUUUAUUUCCACACGUUCAGAAUGUGAAAACGUUACAUUGUUCUAUUUGUUAAGCUUUUUGUAUGUUUGUUUUUCAUCAUACAUUUGUGUUCACUCAAGUGUUUUUUUAUUUUAUUUUUUUAAAAUGACUCUUAGCAACUCUGUGAAUGUGGGAAUUGUGUUAAAACUGAUGUUUGCAUUAAAGUUUGUCAGUAUUUGUGAAACAGCAUAUUAAGCUACCGUGGGCUGUCUCCAUUUAUAGCAGCAGUCAUUUGCUGUAGUUUCUGGAGCAGUUUUAUAUUGUCAUUUUAAUGACAUUGUAAAUUUGAGAUAUGAUUUGUUUGUUUUUUCUCGCUAUCUGUUGAAUUAAACCUUACAGUGUGGUAGCUGAGGACUCUG